UUUGAACUGAAAUAAAAAAUAUAUUCCUACGAAUUAAAAGAAAUAUUUACCCUCUUCGUGAACCAUGAAUUCUUCAAAAAUAAUGUUGGACACCUACAACCUCCUUAACCACACCAAUUACUUGGAAAACAUGAGCUGUUUGGCCGUGAUGGAUUUCCACUUUAGAUAUCGCUGUGAAAUGGCCAGACGCAUCGACCACUGCAGAUUCAUCACAAAUUUCUUCAAUUAUUUUGUGAUGAUGUACUGCGCCUUCAAGAUAGAUAACAAAUUAACUGAAGUUGCGGUGAUGUUGCUGUUUGGCUUGAUCUACUGCGUUUUCCUCUGCAUCCUAUACUUGGGCAUCAACUACUACUUCUUACCAACCCUGAAGAUCGCUGCACUUAGGUUGCGGAUAAACGAGUACAUGGCGGGCGUGUUGCUGGUGGGCGUGGCCAACUCAACUCCCGAUCUCCUGGUCAACUUAUCGCCAGUCAGGCAUGAGUCGUUGACCUUCAACAUAGCCAUGGCCAACGCCCUGACGAUCAUAUGUCUGAGUGGCGGAAUGGUGUGCUUCAUUCGGCCCUUCAGGAUGAAUGGUCACAGUGUUUUCCGAGAUCUCCUCUUUCUACUGUUCACAGUGGAACUGGUGCGGCUUUUUAUUAAAAUUAAAUCUAUAACGGCAUUGCUAAAGGGUAUUUUGGUACUGUCUAUUUAUCCACUAUAUCUGUUAAUUAAUGUAGUCGAUCUCUUCCUUCACCGUUUCACAAUCAAACAGCUUCGAAUGGAAAUUGAAAUUCUGAGACACUCUCCGUCCUCCCUGAAACAUGAUAACAGGUUAGCUGAAAAAAUUCUUCUUCUAAAUGAUCUCGAGGAGGACGAUGACAUCCAGUUCCGUGAAUCGAAAAUAUUUCGCCAAGGAUCAUUCCAUGCCGGUUUCUUUGUGACACCCAAGCUUCUUAUACGACAUAGGCAAGUGGACGUGGAAGCAAACCGAACAAUGCUAUACAACAAGGCCAACCCGAAGAAUCUCCUCCUGAUUAACGAGUUUAUCCAUUCAAUUAAUCCCAUUGACUCGGAAACUUGGUACCUGAACGGAAAAUGGGGACGUUUUAUAUGUAUCGCCAAGGCCCCAGUUAGUUUUAUGCUCCAAUUGUUAGUCCCAUUCGUGGACUAUCAGAAGGUUAAGCAUGGUUGGAGCAAGUUGCUGAACUGCAUACAAAUAGUAAUAAAUCCUUUUGUGACCUUAACAUUGGUUGAGACAAUACUUGAUGACAAAUACUACGAUUGGUACACCCUUCUUCAAUUUGAUUUGGCGAUGUGGUCUUUAAUGGUAACGCUGCCCUUGGCCUUAGUCGUUUUUUGGCACUCACGCACUGACAUUCCGCCGUUUUAUCAUUACGCUUUUUGCAUGCUUACAAUAGUUACCGUGAUUAUAUUCUGUUGGAUUUGUGCCUGGGAAAUGGAUGCGCUCAUAUCGAUCAUCGGCAUUGUUUUCGAUUUGUCUCCAUCCUUUAUGAGCAUCACAUUCAACACGGUGUCGGCGGCAAUGGCAGACUUCAUUUCCUACGAGCAUCUCGCCCAGCAUGGUUACGGAAAGAUGGCUUUUGGCGCCGUUAUUGGCGGUUCAGUCUUCAACAUGGUUCUCAACGUAGGAAUCGAGUUUGUGAUGCAGAAAAAGGUCGACUCGCACGGACAUGUGAUAUUGUUUGGAAACGAGGGCGAGACCAUCUACAUAUUCCUCGUGCUGACCAUCACAACCACCAUGUGGUGGUGCCUGACCUUCAAUUUUCUUGCCCGCCGAUCCGCUGGUGUGUUUUUGUGGUGCAUAUUUAUACUGUUCUUCGUUUAUUCGACUGCAAUUGAAUUUGAAUGGGUCCAUGGUUUUGAGGACAACCCUCACAUCAACCCAGUUGGUGAAUAA
Messenger RNA from Drosophila elegans, 1900 nucleotides. Its product is annotated as mitochondrial sodium/calcium exchanger protein. Gene Ontology annotation, biological process: transmembrane transport; monoatomic cation transport; intracellular calcium ion homeostasis. The record is from RefSeq and is a predicted model, not a curated record. NCBI's taxonomy places the organism in Eukaryota, Metazoa, Arthropoda, Insecta, Diptera, Drosophilidae. Bases 65 to 1900 code for a protein of 611 amino acids. The transcript has 9 exons. Gene Ontology annotation, molecular function: calcium:sodium antiporter activity. Gene Ontology annotation, cellular component: membrane.